Messenger RNA from Venustampulla echinocandica, 900 nucleotides. RefSeq lists its product as uncharacterized. Gene Ontology annotation, molecular function: oxidoreductase activity, acting on single donors with incorporation of molecular oxygen; zinc ion binding; ferrous iron binding. The record is from RefSeq and is a predicted model, not a curated record. The coding region runs from base 1 to 900 and encodes 299 amino acids. The transcript has 2 exons. NCBI's taxonomy places the organism in Eukaryota, Fungi, Ascomycota, Leotiomycetes, Helotiales, Pleuroascaceae.
AUGACUAAAUUGGAUGUAGCGCUCACACCUGUUCAUUUCUUCUCUCACGGAUCUACCCGCAUGCUCGAAGAGGAUUGUGAUGCGGGGACAUAUUGGAAAAAAUGCGGCGAUGACGCUCUCGUACAAGGUGUCAAAGGUAUCGUGAUAAUGGGCGCACAUUGGGAUUGCUUGGGCGAUAAGAUUGAAGUCGCCACGAACCCCAAUCCUUCCAAAUCGCCAUGUCCGUAUGUGACACCAUCGAUUUACACGCAGUGGAAACCAAAUCCAGACCUCAAGACGGCAAAACGAUGCGUUUCUAUGCUUGCUGCACAAGGCUUCAAUGUCUCCGAGAACCCUACUUUUGAUUGGAUCCAUGACACUUACUUGGUCCUCAUUCGAAUGUUUCCCGACGCCAAACUCUGCCCGCCGGUAACCAUUGUCUCGAUGAACGCACGGUACGAUCCGCACUACCAUAUCAAAGUCGGCGCCACGCUUCGCCCACUCAGAGAAGAAGGCUAUCUCCUUAUCGGUACCGGUGGCGCUGUACACAAUCUCUAUCGCAAUGAAUGGAGGCCUAUGGUCCUUUACCGCGACUCUCUAGGUCAGGAGAAGCCACCCGAGACAUGGGCUCUCGACUUUCGACAAGCCACUGAAGAUGCAAUAACUCGGAACUCUGGGCCAAAGUUACGAAGAGCGGUAGCAAGACUCAUGAAGCACCCGCAGUAUCGUGCCGCGCAGGCGACAGACGAUCACUUCAUUCCAGCUCUGUUUUGUGCAGGAGCGGCCGGGGACUGGGAUGAUAUGGGCAGCGUUAACGUGCUGGGAGCGGAGACGUGGGAGUUGACCAAUAUGUGCAACUCACAAUUUACACUAGGUUCAUAUGACAGUGUUGGAGCCCAGGGCCUUGCAAUUACUGCUUGA